This is a messenger RNA of Sus scrofa (pig), 2499 nucleotides long. Lineage: Eukaryota; Metazoa; Chordata; Mammalia; Artiodactyla; Suidae. The record is from RefSeq and is a predicted model, not a curated record.
GGGCUCCUUUGCUCCUGGCUCCUGGCCUCCUCCCUCCGCCUCUGCCCCGUCCUGAAGGCCUGGCCUCCUCCUGCGUGGCUACCUCGUCUCUGUGUCCCCCCGUCGCUGGUUUAGGGCCAUCCCACCCCGUGCGCCCUCGUCUUAGCGAAUUACGUCUGCAUCUCCAGGUGAGGUGACAGGUUCUGAGCACACAGUACAUGCGGGGUGGGGCUGUUCUGACCAGAACCAGAUGGACGGACUUCAUCGCAGUUCCUGCUGAUGGGGUGGGGCGACCUGGGGGUGUACGGAGAGCCUUCCAGAGAGACCCCGAAUUUGGACCGGAUGGCCGCGGAAGGGAUGCUGUUCCCCAGCUUCUAUGCGGCCAACCCCCUGUGCUCCCCAUCCAGGGCGGCUCUGCUCACCGGACGUCUGCCCAUCCGCACCGGCUUCUACACCACCAACGGGCACGCCAGGAACGCCUACACGCCACAGGAGAUCGUGGGCGGCAUCCCGGACCCAGAGCACCUGCUGCCGGAGCUGCUGAAGGGCGCCGGCUACGCCAGCAAGAUCGUGGGCAAGUGGCAUCUGGGCCACAGGCCCCAGUUCCACCCACUGAAGCACGGAUUUGACGAGUGGUUUGGGUCCCCCAACUGUCACUUCGGACCUUACGACAACAGGGCCAGGCCCAACAUCCCCGUGUACCGGGACUGGGAGAUGGUUGGCAGGUUUUAUGAAGAAUUUCCAAUUAACCUGAAGACGGGAGAGUCGAACCUCACUCAGAUUUACUUGCAGGAAGCCCUGGAUUUCAUUAAGAGGCAGCAGGCCGCCCGCCGCCCCUUCUUUCUCUACUGGGCCAUCGACGCCACCCACGCCCCUGUGUACGCCUCCCGGGCUUUCUUGGGCACCAGCCAGCGAGGGCGGUAUGGGGACGCCGUCCGCGAGAUCGACGACAGCGUCGGGCGGAUUGUGGGCCUCCUCCGGGACCUGAAGAUCGCGGGAAACACCUUCGUCUUCUUCACAUCUGACAACGGAGCCGCCCUCGUUUCUGCGCCCAAACAAGGUGGCAGCAACGGGCCCUUUCUGUGCGGGAAGCAGACGACAUUCGAAGGCGGCAUGAGAGAGCCUGCCAUCGCCUGGUGGCCCGGCCACAUCCCUGCUGGCCAGGUGAGCCACCAGCUGGGCAGUGUCAUGGAUCUCUUCACCACCAGCCUGUCCCUCGCAGGCCUGGAGCCCCCCAGCGACAGAGCCAUUGACGGCCUGGACCUCCUCCCAGCCAUGCUGCAGGGCCGCUUGACAGAGAGGCCGAUAUUCUAUUACCGCGGCAACACGCUGAUGGCCGCCACCCUUGGCCAGUACAAGGCCCAUUUUUGGACUUGGACCAAUUCCUGGGAGGAGUUCAGACAGGGUGUCGAUUUCUGCCCCGGGCAGAACGUCUCGGGUGUCACCACCCACUCGCAGGAAGAGCACACGAAGCUGCCGCUCAUCUUCCACCUGGGACGAGAUCCGGGAGAGAGGUUCCCGCUCAGCUUUGCCAGCACCGAGUACCUGGAUGCCCUUCGCAAGAUCACCCUGGUUGUCCAGCAGCACCAGGAGUCCUUGGUUCCCGGGCAGCCCCAGCUCAACGUGUGCAACCCGGCAGUCAUGAACUGGGCGCCCCCGGGCUGUGAAAAGCUGGGGAAGUGCCUCACGCCCCCGGAAUCUGUCCCGGAAAAAUGCUCCUGGCCCCACUAGCACCUGCUGGGCUGAAGCCACGUCCGGGAUCUCCCCAGACCUGCAGCUGCCAGAGGCUCUGGCCUCUGGGCUCCAGGGCUGCCCUCUGCCCUGCCCAGUGCCAGCCUGCGCCACCUGCAGCCAGCAGCGGGACCUGCAAGGCCAUGCCUGCGCGAGCCCGGGCCCUAGAGUCACUCCCUCUCAGCCUGCCGGAUUCAGGCUGCCUGAUUCUGCCACCUCUGGCCGCCAUCAGCCCCUGAACCAGAUGCUGCCUGUCUCACAGGCUCCCCCUCUGCUCCACCUGCCUUCCUGGCCGGACCGAUCCAGGGCCCAGAGCGUGUGACUUGCUCUGGCUGCCCCAGCAGUCCGUGGUGUCAAGGAGGGUAGCUGUGCCAGUCCUGUGUCACCCCUUGCCAUUAUGCAGGGGGGGUGCCCUGGCCCCACCCCCCAUGAUGGGGGUUUGUGAACAUGGACGGGGGAGCAGACCAAGAUCCUCCCUGACCUGGAUCCUCGGCAGCCAAGGCUUCCCGAGGCCGGUGGGGACAGCUGAUGCCACCACCUCACCCCUGACGCCAGCACACUCUGGGCCUGUCAGUGCCUCACAGCUGCCCUGCUUGCCCUCCUCCCCUUGAGCCCAGGGUGGCAAAGCUUGACGAUGAGCCUGGGCAGGUCUGUGCAGACUCCAGCCACCCCACCCUGAAAGCCUGGGGACCAUAUUUCCAUUCUGCAGGUUGUCAGGCCAACUCUGCUGUUUUUAAGACUUGGGAAAUUUUGAAAAAGCAGUUCUAGAAUACAGGAACAGGCAUUUUA